Exophiala oligosperma is the source of this 1551-nucleotide messenger RNA. RefSeq lists its product as uncharacterized. Bases 261 to 1052 code for a protein of 263 amino acids. The record is from RefSeq and is a predicted model, not a curated record. Gene Ontology annotation, biological process: spindle assembly; protein localization to microtubule plus-end; regulation of microtubule polymerization or depolymerization. Lineage: Eukaryota; Fungi; Ascomycota; Eurotiomycetes; Chaetothyriales; Herpotrichiellaceae. The transcript has 4 exons. Gene Ontology annotation, cellular component: microtubule plus-end; microtubule organizing center; spindle midzone. Gene Ontology annotation, molecular function: microtubule plus-end binding.
UCAACAAUUGCGCAGCAACAGAAACAAGCAACACUAUCUAUCUUCAUCCUCACUGUCCAGUGUUGCAUUCAACCACCUGAACUGCCCACUUGCUACGAUUAACUUCUGACUUGACCUCGGUCGCCCCUCAAGUCACACGUCUAUAGAGUCUCUGAACGAACCUCGCUCGUAUCACCUACCCACCUCUCGCGCCCAGCAAAACAACCCCUCGAAUUCCCUCGCCAUGGGUGAAUCCAGACAAGAACUACUGGCCUGGCUGAAUGGUCUGCUUCAACUCAACAUCACAAAAGUUGAACAAUGUGGCACGGGGUAUGUUGUUGACCAAAGGCAACUCUCACACAUCUACGAGGGCCACCACUAAUUGCCGCCUGAUUCUUGAAAGUGCUGCCUUUUGUCAAUUGUUCGACUCGAUCUUUAUGGACCUGCCAAUGGGCCGAGUAAAGUUCAAUGUCAACACGGAAUAUGCCUACAUACAAAACUUCAAGGUAUUACAGAACUGCUUCACGAGACACGGAAUCGAUCGCACCGUACCCGUCGAACAGCUUAUCAAGUGCAAGAUGCAAGACAACCUUGAAUUCUUACAAUGGUCAAAGAGAUUUUGGGACCAAUACUUUCCGGGACAUGACUACGAUGCGGUGGCUCGAAGGAAGGCCUCCGGCACCGCAGGUGCUGCUCCCGCUGCUGUUGCCCCUGCUGCUUCCUCGCGGGUGAGCACGGGCGCGAGUACCACGAGAAAGACCGGCGCGACCCCCAUCAACAGAGCCGGCCCACGCGCUCUCAGUGCGGCCGGUGGCUCAUCGGCGGCGCUGAAACAAGAAAACGACCAACUCAAGGAAGCUAUCGGCGGUCUCGAGAAAGAACGGGAUUUCUAUUUUAGCAAACUUCGCGACAUUGAACUCCUCCUCCAGACGGCCGUCGAGCAAGACCCGAGCCUGGAGGCCGACGAAAAUGGUCUGAUCAAACAGAUCCAGACCAUUCUCUAUAGCACAGAGGAAGGGUUCGAGAUUCCUGACCUAGAAGCCAACGGGGCAGAAGAGCCGGAGACUUUUUAAAGUGACGGUGACGGUGACGGUGACGGUAGCACAGCGGUUAGAGCAGGGUCAGGAAUGAAAUCUCACGAACAUUGAUGCAAAAAGAAAAAGGAAAGAAAUCCGACGGCGACCGGGGGAGCUGCGCCUUUCUUGUCUUCUCAGCGGGCACACACAUACGUAUUGUAUACGUUCUGGGAAGUAGUGAGAAAGACGGGAGAAACAAAGAACCAGAAUCCUUGCAGGGAGGCGAAUCAAAACAAAAUGGCUUUUUUGGAAGCGGGCAGACUUUUGUUGUAGUAUGCAUUACACCAGGAUGGAUCUUCUACACUACUUGACCAAGGGGUGGUGGUAGUCAGAAAGCAGAAGCGAGAAGAGGCGACAGGUUGGCAUGCUGCAAUGCAGCCAGUAAUCAUUUUCUCUUUUUCCUUAGAGCAGGAAAAGAGACAUGAGAUGAUACCCUAUGAUGCUUCCUAUGGUAGAGGCUUUUGUUUUGGUCAUUCUCUCUCUUCUAUUUCUCUUU